Cuscuta campestris is the source of this 1717-nucleotide messenger RNA. Lineage: Eukaryota; Viridiplantae; Streptophyta; Magnoliopsida; Solanales; Convolvulaceae. The record is from the annotation of a GenBank genome assembly.
CCGAUCGUCUUCACUGACCGGGAUCUCCCUCCUACCGGUGAAGAUCACAAUGAUCCAUUGGUCAUCACCAUGGACAUCAUUGGGGUGGACGUCGCCCGGGUACUUGUUGACACCGGCAGCAGUGUCAACACCCUCUACCUGGAGACCUUCCAGAAACUCAAGUUGUGUCGGACACAACUUGAACCCCUCAAAACCCCUCUCUCAGGCUUCACGGGAGAUACGGUAGAAGCUGAAGGGUCCAUAGUUCUACCGGUCGAACUAGGAUUGGGCGAAAAGACCGUGUGGAAGAAGAUGCGGUUCAUCGUUGUGGACAUCAAAUGCGUCCACAACGCCAUCCUUGGAAGGUCUGGCAUUAACAAGGUCGGGGCGGUGAUUUCCAUGCCUCACUUAUGCAUGAAGUUCCACACUCCUGGUGGUGUGGGUGAGGUGAAGGGUGACCAGAGGAAUGCUCGGGAAUGCUAUGCCCGGGCAGUCAAAAAGAUGACUAAGGGGGUCAAUGUCAUCUCCCAGGAAAUCACAAAGGGUGAAACCCGGGAGAAGUUGGAGCCUGAAGCAGAAAUGGUCGAGAUCGAGCUUCACCCGGGAGAUACUUCAAGGACGGUCAGAAUUGGGGCGAAUCUCCCAGAAGACCUCAAGGCGGAGAUUACACGGGUGCUCCAAGAAUACGCGGGCAUAUUUGCAUGGAGCGUGGCAGAUAUGCCCGGAAUAGAUCGCUCUGUUAUCUACCACCGGUUGGCCGUGAGAGAGGGAAGUCGACCGGUACGUCAGAAGAAGCGGUACCUAGCCAGUGACCGGCGAGACUUCGUCAAGAAGGAAGUGAGGGACCUCCUCAGUGUUGCGAUCAAAGGACAAGCCCUUGCAGACUUCCUGGUAGAAAUGACCGGUCUAACCCCAGACCUACCGGUCGACAAACCCACCGAGCAAUGGUGGGAGAUGGCAGUAGAUGGGGCAUCCGGUCCUAAAGGGUACGGGGGUGGUAUAGUGUUUACCACCCCAGAAGGGUUCAAGAUCUACCAUGCAAUUGUCUUCAACUUCAAGCUGACGAAUAAUGAAGCAGAAUAUGAAGCUCUAGCUGGAGGGCUCAGACUUGCCCUAGCCCUGAAAAUCAGCCGGGUCAGUAUCAAAUCUGACUCUAGUCUGAUUGUUGGGCAAGUGACCGGUAAUAUGGAGGCUAGGAAAGGACGAAUGUCACAGUACAAAGACUUGGUACUUGCCUUGCUGAAAGGCUUCGAGGAAUUCAAGAUCACCCAGGUUCCCCGGGCAGAGAACGCAGAUGCUGACCUUCUUUCCAAAUUGAUGCAGUAUGCUCCCGAGCAUGUUUCAAAACUUGCUCGGGUGGAAAUCCUAGACCAUGCCAGCAUCGAGAAACUGGAAGUAGCUGCCAUAAUAGGGGAAGGCCAAUCUGACCGGUCAAAUUUGAUCGGGGCGGAUGACCAUUGGAUGUACGAUCUAAUGGAAUAUUUGAUGGACGGGACCUUGCCAGAACAAGAAGACCGGGCAAGAAAGUGAAGUUGAGGGCACCCCGGUUCCAAGUCCUUGAUGGAAAGCUAUACAAAAGGGCAUUCGGGGGGCCACUCCUGAGGUGCCUAACCAACCGGGAAGCUGAGCGAGUCAUUGCAGAAGUUCAUGAAGGUGUGUGCGCAGCACACCAAAUGUCCCGUACCCUUUCCCAGCGCAUCAUCUUGUUGGGGUAUUACUGGCCAACAAUUGUCCAGGA